Octodon degus (degu) is the source of this 1433-nucleotide messenger RNA. RefSeq names its product acetyl-CoA acetyltransferase, mitochondrial. Gene Ontology annotation, biological process: fatty acid beta-oxidation. The annotation marks the transcript as partial. The record is from RefSeq and is a predicted model, not a curated record. Gene Ontology annotation, molecular function: acetyl-CoA C-acetyltransferase activity. The transcript has 10 exons. NCBI's taxonomy places the organism in Eukaryota, Metazoa, Chordata, Mammalia, Rodentia, Octodontidae.
AAUACCUGUAGUAAUUUUUGCUGUCUUCUGUCUGGCCAGGAAGUGGUUAUAGUAAGUGCCACAAGAACGCCCAUUGGAUCCUUUCUGGGCAGCCUUUCAUCCUUGCCAGCCACUCAGCUUGGUUCCAUUGCAAUUCAGGGAGCCAUUGAAAAGGCAGGGAUUCCAAAGGAAGAAGUGAAGGAGGCGUACAUGGGGAAUGUGCUACAAGGAGGCUCGGGACAGGCCCCUACAAGGCAAGCGGUCUUGGGCGCAGGGUUACCUAUCUCUACCCCGUGCACCACUGUGAACAAAGUCUGCGCUUCAGGAAUGAAAGCCAUCAUGAUGGCCUCUCAGAGUCUUAUGUGUGGACAUCAGGACGUGAUGGUGGCAGGGGGCAUGGAGAGCAUGUCCAAUGUGCCCUACGUGAUGAACAGAGGCGCGACGCCGUACGGAGGGGUGAAGCUGGAAGACCUGAUAGUGAAAGAUGGGCUAACUGAUGUCUACAAUAAGAUUCACAUGGGUAACUGUGCUGAGAAUACUGCAAAGAAGCUGAACAUCACAAGAGAUGAACAGGAUACUUACGCUAUAAGCUCUUACACCAGGAGCAGAACAGCAUGGGAAGCUGGAAAAUUCGGAAACGAAAUUAUUCCGGUCACAAUUGCAGUAAAAGGUAAACCAGAUGUAGUGGUAAAAGAAGAUGAAGAAUACAAGCGUGUUGAUUUCAGUAAAGUUCCGAAGCUGAAGACAGUUUUCCAAAAAGAAAAUGGCACCGUAACAGCGGCCAACGCCAGCACGCUGAAUGAUGGGGCAGCUGCCGUGGUCCUGAUGACUGCAGAGGCAGCCAAGAGGCUCAACGUUAAGCCGCUGGCCAGAAUAGCAGCGUUUGCGGAUGCCGCUGUGGACCCCAUUGACUUUCCGGUUGCGCCUGCCUAUGCUGUGCCCAAGGUUCUUAAAGAUGCUGGACUGAAAAAAGAAGACAUUGCAAUGUGGGAAGUUAACGAAGCCUUUAGUGUGGUGGUACUGGCAAACGUUAAAAUGCUGGAGAUUGAUCCCCAAAAAGUGAAUAUUAAUGGAGGAGCUGUUUCUCUGGGGCAUCCAAUUGGGAUGUCUGGAGCCAGGAUCGUGGUUCAUCUGGCUCACGCCCUGAAGCAAGGAGAGUACGGGCUGGCCAGCAUCUGCAAUGGAGGAGGCGGCGCCUCUGCUCUGCUCAUCCAGAAGCUGUAGACAGCCUGUGCUGUGCCUGGAGCCAGCCCCGUGUGACUCCCUGGGAUACCUUACAUGCGAACACUUUAAUUUUUUAUUAUUUUCUAUUGUAACUUUUAAAAAUAAGAAAAAUGAUCACAUCCCAAACCUCAUGAAAUUACCUUUUUUCCCCUUUUGCUUUAAUUUUCUGGUACUUUCAUUUAAAAAUCUGAUACAUUUCUGUAGUAUGAAUCUAUAUAUCUGAAAUACUA